AGAGCCUCCUAGAAACCCUCCUGUGAAACCCUCCUGUGGCUUCUAACUUACUCUGUUUCCCUUAUCACUUCAGCACACCCUUCCCCUCUGAAGUUUGUGCUCUGGCCUCCUGUCCUUUGGCAGGAAGGACAUUUAGCAACUUCUACUCACAUGCCUGUGGGGCAGCUACCCCGAGGGGACCUCUCGUUCCAAACAAAGGCUGGGAGAGCAUGGACACAGGGCUGUGAGCAGGCCCCCCCAGGGCUGCCAGAGGGGGAGCCCAGCUCGCCCCACGGCUCCUCAAGACGUGAGGUUAAGAUCUCUCAACUCUGAAGGAAUUUUGGGGGUGUUGCUGGGAGCAAGGUGUUGCAAGAGGCCUGUCUUAGACACCUCCCCAGGCAACAUUGGCCCACAGACUUCAAGCUCAGGAUUGAAUAGACAAGAGGAGGCGAAGGAACCAUGUUCCAGGCCACGGGACCUGCCAGCCCACCUCCAACCCACGAGGCAAAGAACAACUCAGGAGGCAGCACCGUGCAGCGCUCCAAGUCCUUCAGCCUGAAGGCACAGGUGAAGGAGAUGUGCACAGCCUGCCAGAAAACCGUCUACCCCAUGGAGCGGCUGGUGGCUGAUAAGUUUGUCUUCCACAACUCCUGCUUCUGCUGCAAGCACUGCCACACCAAGCUGAGCCUGGGCAGCUACGCGGCGCUCCACGGGGAAUUCUACUGCAAGCCCCACUUCCAGCAGCUCUUCAAGAGCAAAGGCAACUACGACGAGGGCUUCGGGCGCAAGCAGCACAAGGAGCUGUGGGUGCACAAGGAGGUGGAGAGCGGGACCAAGUCGGCGUGAGCGGGGCCAGCCCAGCCUUCCCUGGAGCCCGGGGGGCAGCGCUGAGCCGGGGGCUAACUGAGCUGAUGUAAAGCCAAGGGGACCCAAGGGCCCGUGGGUGGGAAGGGGGGCAGCCCCAGCCCUCCUCGGAGGUGCUCAAAGGGGUCCAUAAGGAAUAGGGCAGAGGGGACCAGUGCUGGAGCCCGCAGAGCUGAAGCCCCCUCUCACUGCUGAGAUGCCCCCCAAGGCAAGCCCAGCCCUGAUGACACGUUUCGGGCCUUGUCACCAUGGAAAGGAGAUGAUCUGGGGGGCUCGGCCCAGCCUGAAAGCCACAGCAGCGCUCCCAGCUCCUGCCACACCAGUCCUGCCUUGCUGGGGCUCUGAACAAGGAGAGUCCUUGGUUUACAUCAGCUCAGUUCAGCUGGGAUUGUUCAGCCUUAAGGAUGUUGUUGCCCUGCAACUGUUCUACCAGUUUUUGUCCUUUUUAUAUUUGCCUUUGAUUGGUACGUUCUGCGCUGGCGCCCGGCGCGGCGGCUUCACGCGCUCUUUUAUUUUUGUAAUACAAGGUUUCCGAGCCUUC
This is a messenger RNA of Apus apus (common swift), 1384 nucleotides long. It is a transcript of the gene LIMD2, whose product is annotated as LIM domain containing 2. The record is from RefSeq and is a predicted model, not a curated record. The transcript is spliced from 6 exons. Gene Ontology annotation, molecular function: actin filament binding. Gene Ontology annotation, cellular component: actin cytoskeleton; plasma membrane. NCBI's taxonomy places the organism in Eukaryota, Metazoa, Chordata, Aves, Apodiformes, Apodidae. Gene Ontology annotation, biological process: actin filament bundle assembly. The coding region runs from base 439 to 825 and encodes 128 amino acids.